Molecule: messenger RNA, 1394 nt
Organism: Diospyros lotus (date-plum)
Lineage: Eukaryota; Viridiplantae; Streptophyta; Magnoliopsida; Ericales; Ebenaceae
Product: 28 kDa ribonucleoprotein, chloroplastic-like
Exons: 4
Coding region: 135-971 (278 amino acids)
Cellular component (GO): cytosol
Molecular function (GO): mRNA binding
Source: RefSeq, a predicted model, not a curated record
CAUAAGCUUUAGAUAGCUUGCACUUACAUCUCUGUAUUCUUCUCUUCUCUGCUCCAAGAAAGAGACCCACUUUAGCUACUGCAAGCCACGGAACCGAACCAAACCCCACCGCUCCGCAACCACAUUCCGGCGAGAUGGCCGCCGCCGCCGCCGCCGCUAUAGGCUCAUCGUUCUCCACCUCCAUGCAGACCCUCAAGUGCGUCCGCUCCAACAACAACUGGCCCUCCGAUCCUCUCCUCCGAGUGGCCUCCACCAGCAGGGUGCUGCUGCUGCAAGUAGGACUAGCGUCUCAAUUUCAUCCCGCCGAAGUCCUCUCCUUCUCCCAGAAGUGGCGGAUCCCCAGGAUAUCCGCCGCCGUGGCGCAGGAGGAGGCGGCCGCCGCCGCCGAGGCCGAGAUGGAGGCGCCGCCGCCACCACCGGAGGAAGAGGGCGCCGCUGAUCCUGCGAACACCAAGCUUUACUUCGGCAAUUUGCCUUAUCAUUGUGACAGCGCUCAGCUGGCUGGAAUCAUUCAACAAUAUGCUAGUCCCGAACUAGUUGAGGUUCUUUACGACAGAGACAGUGGAAGAAGCAGAGGGUUUGCAUUUGUGACAAUGAGUAGCAUCGAAGACUGCAAUGCAAUCAUCCAAAAUCUUGAUGGAAGGGAAUAUGGUGGCCGGACCCUGAGGGUGAACUUCUCGGACAAGCCCAGGGCAAGAGAGCCUCUAUACCCAGAAACCGAGUACAAGCUCUUUGUUGGGAACUUGGCCUGGUCAGUCACCUCUGAGAGCUUGACACAAGCAUUCCAAGAGUACGGGAAUGUGGUUGGAGCUCGAGUGCUCUACGAUGGAGAAACAGGGCGGUCUCGCGGCUAUGGCUUCGUCUGCUACUUGACCAAGUCCGAGAUGGAUGCCGCCCUUGAAUCCCUUAAUGGAGUGGAACUAGAAGGCCGAGCGAUGCGAGUCAGCCUGGCGCAAGGGAAGCGGCAAUAGCAAUGGAAACACAAAUGUAAAGAUUGACUUGAGACAGACAGACCGACAGACAGAUCAAGGCUGGAUGGCAAUUGGCAAUGGCAUUGCUUCAAAUUCAACUAAUUUUGCUUUUGCACUUGUCUAUAGCUUUUCCACCUUCAUAUCCUUAAUUUCUUGGGACCCUUCUGUUUGAAAAGCCAUGUAAUUGCAUCUGUUGAUGAUGGCGAUCGAUGGCUGUUGUUGGCUGACAAGCCAUGUCCAUUUCAACCCUAUUUUCUGUUAAAUGCCGGUGUGAUGUGCUUGACAACAUUGUAAUGGCUUUUGAUUUUUGUACCAAGAAUCCCAAGCAACCCCACCCCCCCCCCCCCCCCCCCAAAAAAAAAAAAAAAAAAAACAUUUUUUACUCGAUUCAAUGGGUAUUCAACAAAUUUAUAUUUUUAUCCA